Molecule: messenger RNA, 1548 nt
Organism: Pseudomyrmex gracilis
Lineage: Eukaryota; Metazoa; Arthropoda; Insecta; Hymenoptera; Formicidae
Product: WD repeat-containing protein WRAP73-like
Exons: 7
Coding region: 55-1419 (454 amino acids)
Biological process (GO): protein localization to mitotic spindle pole body; mitotic sister chromatid segregation; microtubule anchoring at mitotic spindle pole body
Cellular component (GO): microtubule organizing center; mitotic spindle; MWP complex
Molecular function (GO): protein binding
Source: RefSeq, a predicted model, not a curated record
GUGUCGUCAAGGCAAUUUGACAGCUGAUUGCAAUUUCAAAUUUCAACAUAUACAAUGGCCACAACCAACGAUGAUAAGAUUUUUCGUAUAAAUCAUUGCUUGUGCCAAUUUUCAAAUAACGGAGCAUACUUGGCGAUUGCGUUUCAGACGAAUCUUAUUGUAAAAGAUGCGAAGACUCUCGAUACUUGCCGAUCGUUCGUGUUCGCCGAUGUGAUACAGCACAUAGAAUGGUCAUCGAACAGCGAGUACAUCUUGUGCGCGAAUAUAACGAAGGUUGUAGUCCAGGUAUAUUCGAUACACUGUCCACAGUGGAAGUGCAAACUUACAGAAGGCAGUGUCGGCUUGCAGAGCGUUACUUGGUCCCCGGAUAGCAAAUGCAUUCUUACAGUUGCAGAUUUUAAUAUUCAAAUAUCCAUUUGGAACUUGGAGGAUCAGACUGUGUCAUAUAUACAAAAUGUAAAAACUUCUGCUUUUGACAAGCUACACUUCAGUCCGAGUGGAAAGAGACUUGCAGUAAUAAUUACAGAUGAGGCUCAAGAUACGGUGGAAAUUUUCAAAACUAAUAAUUGGAAGAUAAGCCGAAAACUCAUUUGCGAUCGUUUACGCAGCAUCGACGGCAUUCGAUGGUCGCCGAACGACGAAUUGUUGUGCAUAUGGUGUUCCUCCACCGCCGAGCCCAAGUUAAUCGUUUAUUCAACCGUGUGGGAAAAACCCGUGACUACAUUCUCUCCGGUGGAAACCGCACGGUUUUCCGAAUACAAUUGCGAGAAAGAAUUGAAGGGAAUCGAAAGCGUCGAAUGGAACUCCAGCGGCCAAUUGUUGGCGGUGAUCGGAUUCAACGAAGUGGUGCUUCUUCUUAAUUACGUCACGUGGAAACCGCUGUCGCAAUUGUAUUUGGAUCCGGUGAUCAGAGAAGGCAAUUACUUGACAAAAGUUUACGAGGAACGCGGCGAUUCGGAAAGAACUUUACACGCGCGCUUUGCGUCCUGCGAGGAACGCGUUUUGCACGAAGUACACGAGCGGCCUAUAUGCAUAGAAAUUGGCGAGAAGAAUGUUUACGACAAUUUUUCGAUAGCCAAGUUUAAGGUAUUCGAAUUUAGCGCGUGUGGACAGUAUCUGGCUCUGACACACGAGCUUUAUCCCACCACACUGUGGAUUUGGGACAUUUGUACGGAUUAUCUCGAUUAUAUGCUGCUGGAAAAUCCGAUUUCAGCUGUCAGAUGGAGUCCUGUUCAUCCGCAAUUGCUCGUAUUUUCUGAAUGCACGCGCGUAUACGAGUGGACUCGAAAAGGCGCGAGUUCCGUGGCGAUGUCGAAAACUAUGUCGGUUGUGGACGGGCGUUGGCAUCCCGAAGGAGAACGAGUAGCGUUGUGCGGUUACAACAAAGCGAUGAUCUGCAAAGUUCCGACUAGAUUUUAGAUCGGCAAUAUUUAUUGUACUUUAAAUUUGUAAUUAAAUUUUGUCCUCUGAUUGGUUAACAAACGUUGGUUUUGAUUUUGUUUUAUAGUGGCUAGAAAGUCCUCGAUACUCAUACGCCAUAAGAUCUAA